This is a messenger RNA of Ceratina calcarata, 1135 nucleotides long. RefSeq names its product cleavage and polyadenylation specificity factor subunit 4 (gene Clp). Bases 91 to 1035 code for a protein of 314 amino acids. The transcript has 4 exons. Gene Ontology annotation, molecular function: RNA binding; zinc ion binding. NCBI's taxonomy places the organism in Eukaryota, Metazoa, Arthropoda, Insecta, Hymenoptera, Apidae. The record is from RefSeq and is a predicted model, not a curated record.
CUUUUGCAAUAUGAGGAAACUGUGGGGAUUGUGGGCUCGGCAUGGUACCGAUCGGACAUACCGUGAAAGCGACAUUGCGAAUUACGACACAUGCACGUGUUCAGUACAUGUUUGAAUAAUGAUUGUUGUGUAUACCGCAAAAGGAUAAAUUUAUAUUUGUUGAAAUAUUUAACAAUGGAGUGCAUAGUGGCGAAUGUGGAUAAUAUGAGAUUUGAUAUUGAAAUUGCUCUUGAUGAGCAAUAUGGAGCACUUCCUUUACCUUUUACAGGAAUGGACAAAUCUACUGCUGCUGUAUGUCAAUUUUACCCAAGAGGCACAUGUGUCAAAGGUGCCUCUUGUCCAUUUAGGCAUGUUAGAGGAGAUCGUACAAUUGUAUGUAAACAUUGGUUAAGAGGUCUUUGCAAAAAGGGUGACCAAUGUGAAUUUCUACAUGAAUAUGAUAUGACAAAAAUGCCAGAAUGUUAUUUUUACUCGAGAUUUAAUGCGUGUCACAAUAAAGAAUGCCCAUUCCUGCAUAUUGACCCAGAAACUAAGGUCAGAGAUUGCCCAUGGUACGAUCGUGGAUUUUGUAGACAUGGGCCAUUGUGUAGGCACAGGCAUGUUAGAAGGGUCUUGUGCAUGGCAUAUUUAGCUGGAUUCUGUCCUGAGGGGCCAAAUUGUAAAUACAUGCAUCCAAGAUUUGAAUUACCAGCAGUGCAAGAUAUGCAACCCAAAGAAGGGAAGAAAGUAAUGAUUACUUGCCAUUUCUGUGGCGAAGGCGGUCAUAAAGCAAUUUAUUGCAAUAAAAUGCCACCAGAUGUACGCGAAGCUCAAGUCAGACAAGAGAUAGAAGGCAACUCUCACGCCACUCAUCACAUGAACAUGCACAAUGGACCACCCCCGAGAGGACCACAAAAACCACUUGAAGAGGUCACUUGUUACAAAUGUGGAACCAAAGGUCAUUACGCCAACAAAUGUCCAAAGGGUCACUUGGCAUUUUUAAGUCACGCCGGAGGUAGCGGGGGUGGUAAUCAAAAUCAAAAUUAUCGUAGGUGAUUUCGCACAUUUCUCUCAUGUAAGAUUGACAUUUGUUUUUAUUUCAAUUUAGCAAAAUCAUUCAUGUAAAAAUUUUUAUACCAUACAGUAACAAUAAAUU